Messenger RNA from Siniperca chuatsi (mandarin fish), 2997 nucleotides. RefSeq names its product sphingosine-1-phosphate receptor 3a (gene s1pr3a). Lineage: Eukaryota; Metazoa; Chordata; Actinopteri; Centrarchiformes; Sinipercidae. The record is from RefSeq and is a predicted model, not a curated record. Gene Ontology annotation, molecular function: sphingosine-1-phosphate receptor activity. The transcript has 2 exons. Gene Ontology annotation, cellular component: membrane. Bases 577 to 1776 code for a protein of 399 amino acids. Gene Ontology annotation, biological process: G protein-coupled receptor signaling pathway.
UCAUAGUUAAUGGUAAAAACUAAAUGGAGAGGUAAGGGAAGAUCCCGCCCCAACGUCUCUAGGAGGGGUGAGAGCGAGACUGUCAGAGCUGGAGAGAGUCACAGUGUGGGUAGAGAACGCCGAAAAGUCCAGGACACAACAUACAGUGGAUGUUUGGAGGAAAAUACUUAAGUGAUUGGAAACUUUUAAUGGGGCGAGGACAAGAUAUGGACUUUUGACUUCACGUCGAAGACAAUCCAUUUUUGGCAAUCACACAUUUUGUACCAGCGCAUCGUUACGCAGGAGAGGAAAAGACCUUCCAAGUUCUGCAAAUCUCGCCACACCACCAGGAUGUUUAGAUGAGACCAGUAGCCUAACUCCAAAAAGGUACGACAAGUCAGUGUAGCUGUGGUGAAGAAUAAUAGACCAACUGUGCAGAGACUGUACUUCGCCAGUCGAGUACUGCAGGUCCUUUGAGAGGCUUUAAGAUGCCAGUUGUGACCCUGCCAGGUUGAGCAGCCUUGCAUCCCUCUGCUGUGUCCAGUGCUGUGGCGCCCUCUGCUGUGUGACUGAGGAAGGCCAGGAAGGGCAGGCAGUAUGGGGAACAUACUGGAGGAAGGGAUGAAUACUGACAUCGUCAGACACUACAACCACUCAGGGAAGUGGGACCGGCCUCGCACCAGCGGGGCCUGUAAGAUGGCUGUGCUGCUCUUCAUCUGUGUGCUGAUUGUUCUGGAGAAUGUUACGGUCCUGCUCGCUCUCUGGAGGAACAAGCGCUUCCACAGCCGCAUGUACUUCCUCAUUGGAAACCUGGCACUGUCAGACCUGCUGGCUGGUGUGGCCUACGUGGUUAACAUCUUUACCUCAGGACGCAACACCUUCUUCCUGACACCAGUGCAGUGGCUUGCCAGAGAAGGGAGCAUGUUUGUAGCCCUCAGUGCAUCCACGUUCAGCCUUCUGGCCAUUGGAAUUGAGAGGCACAUGACUAUGGUGCGUUUGCGUCCAUGUGAGACAGCAGGUCGGGGGAGACUUUUAGGACUGCUGGCGGCCUGCUGGCUUGUGUCAGUGCUGCUCAGCGCCCUGCCCAGCCUGGGCUGGAACUGCCUGAGCAAUCUGGCCUCCUGCUCCACAGUGCUGCCACUCUAUGCUAAGAGUUAUGUGGCCUUCUGCAUCAGUGUGUUCAGUGCCCUGUUGGUGGCCAUCAUCAUCCUCUACAUCAGGAUCUACCGCCUGGUAACCUCUAGCAGCCGCAGGGUUAGUAGCCGGCCUUCAGAGCGCUCACUGGCCCUGCUGCGGACAGUGGUUAUUGUUCUUGGCGUGUUUGUCAUGUGCUGGACCCCCCUCUUCCUCCUGCUGCUGCUGGAUGUUGGUUGUAGCCCAGAUAAGUGCCCUGUGCUCUACCAGGUGGACUGGUUCAUCGCCCUGGCUGUGCUCAACUCUGCCCUCAACCCUCUGAUAUACACUUUGUCCAGCAGGGAGAUGAGGGCGGCUUUCUUCCGGCUGCUGUGCUGCUGUCAGGCCAGUGUGGAGUCCACAGGGACUCCUGUGGUGGGCAACCCCCACCUUGGCACAGUCAUCCCCACUGCUGAGAACAGCAAGACCAGUUUUGGUGGAGGAGGGGGCAGUGGGGCUGGCAAGUCCACGCUGAGUAGAGCGAAGGUUCCCCCACCUAUGAACUCUGACAACAAGCAUGGGGGUCCCUCAGCCACCGCUGUGCCCCAUCCCUCUGGACCUGCAGACCUGCUCUCAGCUGUGCUCGUGAAGGCGGGGGCGCUGCCCACCCUCAGCAAGUUCUGAGCGGAAGCACCUUAAUGAGGCUUUACAGUCAUACAGAAAUAGACAUAACUGACAUAAUCCUGCUAUCAGCCACUUUUUGUUUAUGCACGUUGGCCAGUGUAGCACGGAUAGGAUGAAGGAAUGAUAUUCACCGGGAACCUAAUAAAUGCAGAUGGCAGAUUAGAGUACAACCAAAAUCAUUUAAAGCCACUACUUACAACAACUCAACAAUAUUAUUCACAACAUCGGAGUAACGUAUAUGUUGUGUUUGUUUUACACAAUGAUUAAUGUUGACUUUUCAAAACUAUGAAAUACAAUAGAACAAUUUCAUGGACAUGGACUAAACCAAGCCCCAAAAUAAAUUUCUUGGCUUAAUUCAUGUCUGUGAUACUUGUGUUGGUAAUGUUUCAAGCAACAACAGAGUAUAAUUAACUUUAUUAGUGUUGUGUCUGUCAAUGUGUUUAUUUUUUGUUUUGUCAUAAGCAGAAAAGAUCAAAUUGCAUGUACUAUAUGCAAGUACUGCAUUUCCCAUCACAACUUGACUUGGUAAACUAUUUAUUUUCUGUGAAAACAUUUGCCAUCUUAAUACUUUUAGUAUAAUUUUUUGGACUUGAAGAGUUUGUGUGCAUAAAAACCCAUCACGGUACUAUGACUUUAUUAUUGAUUUUGUUAUGAUUUGAGGUGAGGUGCUGUGAGAGAAAAAAGACCAAAAGUUUAUUUGUCAGACUAGUGGCCUCAUGAGGCUGUGAUGCUCAUUACACACCAGAAAACAAAAUUGUUGGAUGAAUGAAAAAUGGAGAGACAAUAUUGCCAUUAUUAGAUUCUUACCACCACUAGUGGGCAAGAACGAAAAGAUUGUCCUGACGGUGGAGCUACAGGAAGAGCCAUGUUUUUUUUUUCUAAAUCAGUAGAGUUCAACUUCUCUACAGUGGCCAUUUUUGGACAUUUCAGGCUGCUCUACAUUACCACAACUGACUCACGUUUCAUUGGUCUAAGCUCUACUUUGUCAGUAUCAGCUGCACUGUGAGCUGAAUUAACGUGGCUAAUAACUACACUCAUGGACAUUUUUGCUUCUCAUCAGCACAUCUAGAAACCACUCACAUGUAACCUAACCACUAGUGAAUAAGAGUGUUGGAUGUGAAUUAUUUAAUGGUGGUAGACUGUAAAUUACAUUUCUGCCUAGGGUGGUGCAGUGCCUGAUACCAUUACAUAGCAAAUAAAAUAAAAUCCUAUUCCCUUUUA